ACGACCGCGGCCUCUCACGUUCCUCUUCUAGCUGCUGCCUACAGUCUAGAAUCAACGUCGUGGACCGGCGGGGUCCUUCCGUUGACGACCAGAGUCCGGAGACAAGGAUUCCGCGACGUCUCGUCCCCCGAGGUUCGGGUGCAUGCCGAAUACAUUCAAGUCUCGCAUAGCCUCACAUGCCUCGCUCAUGCACCGGAACUUCGUCGCACAACGAGUGAGGUAAUGUGCGAUCCUGUGUCUAUCUUGCGGGAGGUUGUGAGUUCACAGAUAGCUCACAUGCCUUUCCACACUCUGCAGAGGACCCCCACGGGGAGUAUGGUGAACCUCGAGAUCCUAAGGCAAUCCUGCCUCGGACGGCAUCCAGGACAAUGCCAAGCCUCAGCGAGCCCUACCCCAGCGACCCCACAAAGAAGGCCCGGACAUGCGCGUCACCUUUCACAUCGCGCGCGUACUUACCUCCGCGCAUUGAAUUGCGUCUCCAGGCGGACGGUCCCGCUUCUCCAACAUGGAUCCCUCGGCCGACUCGCAUCUCAGGCGUUUGAGGCCUUCCGAGCCCGCGUUCGGCGUGCGACUGAUCCGCAGCACACGUUUUACGCCCGCCGGGAGCGUGGAGGCCUCGGGCAUCGCCUCGACCCUUCCGUCCCGGGGAGCGGGCGCGUCCGUUGCAGGGUCCAGGCAGAGCGCAGGAUGACGGGGGACGUAAGAUAUAUAAUCUGCGCCUGCGCGACGUGUCCUCAUCGACCUCUCUUCGACCCCACUACCGCGGUCUGCGUCUGGAAUACGACCGUCUUCGCGGAACGCACUUCGUCCUCGCAACCCACACUCUUUUUCAAAACGUAACACGCGCCCCGACAUCCGGACACACGCCCAUUUACUAACCGUACACCUGGAAGACAAAAUGUUCGCAACCGCCACCCGUUCCCUGCUCUUCGUUGUCCCCGCGCUCUUUGCCGCACUCGCACUCGCCGCGCCGUUCAAGGGCGUUCCGCCCUCGGCCGCUGCAGGUGGCCAGAUUGCGGUACGUGACGGGGGGUCCCGCUUCACGUACUACGACGCAGGCGAGAACGCGUGCGGAUCUACCGAUUCGAACACCGCCUACAUCAUUGCAUUGAGCCCUGCGCAAUUCAACAACGGAGCUCACUGCUACAAGAAAGUUACCGUCGAGUACGACGGCCAGCAGGUCGAGGCGACGGUCACCGACGAGUGCCCAGGAUGUCAGGGCACGCAGGCCGAUCUCUCGCGCCCUUUGUUCGCGCGCCUUGCGCCUACGGACGAGGGUGUCAUAUACGGCAACUGGUGGUUCAACUGAGCAUCGUUCUUGACGACGUUUCCGCCGUGGAUUACGACGGUCUUUAUCUGGAUUGACAUACCUAUCUCACUGCUGUCGCUCGUUGCGUUGCUACUCGUUGCUGUCAGCUCUCACGCGCUCGCUUGUCCGCUCUUUGCAGAGCGACAGGGAGGGCUCGUCGUUCAUUGAUAUAUGUGGGUCUAUUUUACAGGUUAAGUUAGUGGAUUGGCCUCGGCGGUCGCUGUAUUCUCGUACGGCUGUACCUUUACCUUACCCUACGUGGUGUAUAAUGUAUAAUCUCAAUGUGCUAUACAUGGCGAGGCAUUGCUGCCGUCUUGUCUUCGCUCUGCGCCACGACAGUCCAUGUCGGUCUUUGAAUUUUAAGUGGUGUAGGUGUCAAGAGACCAUCCAUUAGGGGCUGUAUGCGAGAGGCGGAGACUAUGAUACAGGGAGGGAGCACUGGACGGGAGCGGGUGUGUUCAGGCUAUGGCCGCGGCUUGUCCGCCCAUAUUGGCUUCUGCGAGUCGGGGUCGAUUGACUGCGCGUUCUCCUGCGCCUUGGUCGCGGUCUCUCUUGCUAACCUUGCUGCACGGUUCGCGUCGACCUUUCGUCUCAGGUCCGGGGACAUGGCGGCGUACGUCUGUUCCGGGGUGGGAACGGUGGCUUUCAUGAUCAUGUAGCCAACGCCAAUGAUGCCGACGGUGGACAGCGUGAGACGAAGCCACGGGAAUGGUGGUGCGGACAUUUCAGACUAGCUUUGCGAAAUCUUGUACUGAAACCCGUUGCAGAAACAAAUGGGCCGACGAGAAGCUACAAGCACAGGGCAGACGGACGCGCAGACGGAGGUCCGGAC
This is a messenger RNA of Dichomitus squalens LYAD-421 SS1, 2141 nucleotides long. RefSeq lists its product as uncharacterized. The transcript is spliced from 10 exons. The record is from RefSeq and is a predicted model, not a curated record. Lineage: Eukaryota; Fungi; Basidiomycota; Agaricomycetes; Polyporales; Polyporaceae. Bases 899 to 1309 code for a protein of 136 amino acids.